AGUUUAAAGUCCCUGCAAGUCACAGAAGAAAAAGAGAGUUUGGUGCUCAAGAAUUGACUCAAUCUCCUCCUCCAUUCAUGGUGUCCUUGCAAGCAGCCCGUCCUCUCGAGGAGAAGAAAAGGCCUUGUCCUAAAGUUGAAAAUUUGCUGUCAAAAAAGAGGAAGAACAAGAAUGAUGGAGAAGAGGAAGAAGAACGGCUCACCAAAGAGAUGAAAUCAGGGAAAAAAGAAGAGAUUGAGCUUAAUCUUGAUGCUCCUUUGCCUAUGGAUUGGCAACAGUGUCUUGAUAUCAAGUCCGGCCGAAUCCACUUCUACAACACGAAGACUCACCGUCGGACGUCGACGGAUCCUCGGCUGGGCUUGGAUCCGCCGCUGCGCUCGGCGUUGAGCCUCGAUCUCGAGCUCAACCUGGCCUGCCGCGAGCCACCACCAAUUAGGGUAUCGGCGCUGCUUCAAGAGAAGGCCAAGACGGACCAUGCGUGCUCCAAAUCGCCGUGCGACGGGGAAGGAACCCCCUUGUCUUGGGUUUCUCCUGUCUCCGAUGCCCAGGAGAUGGUGGCGGCGGUCUGUGCGCGCUGUCACAUGCUGGUGAUGAUGAGCAAGGCGGCUUUGUCUUGCCCUAACUGCAAGUUCGUGAAUCGGCCGGAACGCCUCUUUUCAACGGAGAUAAAGUCAACGGUGAAUUUCUUGUGCUGCAAGGAUUUGCAUUGCCAGUGAUUUUUUGGCCCUCGCAAAGUAGCAGCUCAGAUGAAAAGAAUAUUAUAACAAAUAUGCAUUCAUGGGGGAACCGCUGAAGUUAGAAAAUACUUAAAGCAUGACUACGAGAGCUAGGUGAGUCCAUUAAAUACUUCACUUUCAUCUGUAUUAUUAAAUAAAUGUUCUAUUAAUUUAUGUAUCUUUUGUAUAUCCAAAGUAAAAUUAUUUUUUAACAUAUCAUAUUUUUUUACUGAAUUUUUAAUUGAUGAUGCAAAUCCCUAGUGUAUAUCUUAGCAGGUAGCAUUGUACUUGCCUAUCAUAAAUGCAUGGUAGCUUAAUAAUUGGAUGUAGCUUAACUGAUGGUAUGACAUCUAUGAUUAGGCUAUUACUGGAUCUGGUAUGAAGCAUGUGAAAUUAUUGAUUAGGCAUUCUUUUUGUGUUUUGCGAACUGUAGUUCUGAAAACUUGGAACCCACUAGUCUAACAUAGUUAUUUUGAUGCCAAAUUCAUUGUUUUAUUUUUAACUACAGUUCCUGAACAGAUAUUAGAGUACUACCUGGAGUUCAUUUUUAUAGGUGAUCCUUUGGUAUAACUGGAUUCUAUCUGUUGCUGCCAUAGUCCCCACCUUUGGUAUAGGUCUGUUAUAUAGAUGUUAAUUCUUUAGAGCUAUAUGCAGAUCUCUAUAUGGCAUUUAAUUUUUAGCAAUUCUGUCAUAGUAUAUCAGAUUUAUAUAACGUUGCUAAGUUUCACUGCCUAUGAUAGUGGGCCUAACGCGAGCCCAUGAAUCCUACAUAGAAUGCGACGUGGUAUUGCAUGGACUUGAAACUCCAGUUAUAAGUAUUGGAAUUUUUCUAAGUAAUCUCGAAGGAUUGUGUUUUGGUUGAAAAGUAAUGGGGAAUACUAAUUAAUAGUGAUUCUUUUUUGAAGUGCUAAUUUACUUGCGAG
Molecule: messenger RNA, 1639 nt
Organism: Zingiber officinale
Lineage: Eukaryota; Viridiplantae; Streptophyta; Magnoliopsida; Zingiberales; Zingiberaceae
Exons: 3
Coding region: 78-716 (212 amino acids)
Molecular function (GO): protein binding
Source: RefSeq, a predicted model, not a curated record